UUUUUGAAUGAAGAAUAUCGGCGAGCUGUUACGUGAGUGUUUAGAUGAAGAAUUGGUGUCGGAGUGCAAUGAUGAAAUAGACAAUCUAGCUAGUGCAAUAGAGUACCACGUGGACCAUACUAUGGCACAGAAUGAGACCAUGGCCAACUGUGAGAAGCAGAAGCGACUGGACAUAGAGAGACAGUUGAAACAUGCGCUCCAUAUUUUGGACACUGUUAGAGGAGAGAUUGAAGAUACGAAGCAGAAGCACAUGAAAGUAGUGGAGAGACUCAGAGGUCAGAGGUCACAGCUUAAAACAGACAAGGUGCGUCUGAGCACUGAGUUGGCGAACAUUACUAAUGAGGUGGCUAGACUAACAGUUGUGCAGCAGCAAGUGGGAACGGUAGAGGACAGGAUUGAGAGAGUGGGCAGGAAUUGUCAGCACAGCAAACACACGGACCACUCAAAACUGCGUUUUGUGGACAAGGGAGAUGUGGGGCAGAGUGGGAGGGGGGAGUUGGAGCAGGAGUUGAGUGUGAGCAGGGCGGUGGUGAUGCAACAACAAUGCAAUCUGGAGACACUCAGAAAUAACAUCAAACUGAGGGGAAACAACAACAGCAUCCACUGCGACAGCCUCGAAAAUAUCAACAAAAAAGGAAAGAACCAGGGCAUUAAAUGGGCGGAACCGUCAACAAAGCCCACUAAUGAUAGCAACAACAACAAACUCAACAAAGAGAUGAUGAAAGUUAUCAGCAGUUCUGUUCACGAAGCAAUCGACAAGCAGUCGAAAAAUGUGCAAAACAGCGAAGCGUUGCAAAAAAGAGUUGCGGCGCUUCUGUUGCAGUCCGAACAGAAAUCGAUUUCGGAGCUGAACUCGAGAAUGAACAAACAUAUUGAAACUUUGACUUGUUUAUUGCAGAAUUUGCCGAGACCUGGUACUAAUAAAGCUCCAUGAAAUUUUAACAAAUUAAUCAGCUGUGAUGUUUGGAUAAAUUGUUUGAACUAAUAA
Symsagittifera roscoffensis is the source of this 988-nucleotide messenger RNA. RefSeq names its product protein bicaudal D homolog 1-like. The coding region runs from base 8 to 934 and encodes 308 amino acids. The record is from RefSeq and is a predicted model, not a curated record. The transcript is spliced from 5 exons. NCBI's taxonomy places the organism in Eukaryota, Metazoa, Xenacoelomorpha, Acoela, Convolutidae.